CUGCGCUGUGCUGAAGGAUGUGGGCAGCUGUCAUGGCAGCGGCUGGAGGAGCAUAACAGUCACUGCUGGAAAGGAGAACCUUCCCUGAUCCACUGCCUCGGUUUUCGUACUACCCAUUGUAAAAAUGAAUACAAAAAUAUUGAGUAAUAAGUUGGGAAUUAAGACUGGUCCAACAAAACCAGACCCUGAAAUGGAAAAGCUCAAGAAAGAAAAUGCAGCCUUGAAAAAGACACUCGAUGAAAUGUCCAAAUCAAAGGGAAAAAUGUCAGAUGUGGAAAAGAAAAAGCUGUUGGAGAAAAUCCUUGAGCUGGAAACCUUGAAAGUGAAAAAUGCCCAAGAGAUUACCAAACAAUAUCAAGAGAUAGAAAACUUGAAGCAUGCACUGAAAUCUAAACUUAAUGAUCAAGUUUCAACUGCUGAAACAGAUGCAAAAACAAUGGCAAACCUUGCUCAAAGUCUAAGGAACCCGGCACCUGCAAUUACAACUUCUCAACAAAAUCCCCAGAAAAUGAAAAAUCAAGGUGCAGAUGCAAAUGUGGACAUUCUUCAGGUGCAGUUAAAAGAUGCUCUUGAGAAAAAUCAACAGUGGUUGUCUUAUGACCAGCAGCGUGAGACAUAUGUUCAGGGUUUAAUGGCGCGAAUCUACGAACUGGAGCAGCAGGUUGCAGCCGUUAACCAGACUCUUCAACAGCAAGUCAAGGAAUCUUCUGACGCAAAACAAGAUGACAAGCAGAAAUAUUAUGACAAGCUUUUACUGACGGCAAAGAAGGAUCUUGAAGAGGAACAGAAACUGGUAGCCCAGUUAAAUGCUGAACUUGCCACCACUAGAACGAAGUAUGAAGAGAAAAAGAAAGAAGUGGAGGAACUCUCUGUAUCUGUCCAGUUGGUGCGUGAGGAUGAGAAACAACUGCGGGAAGAUGAACGAAAACGAGUGAAGGACAAAAUCCAGAGGUUAAAGAUUGAGCUUGAAUUGUGCAGAAACAAAGUUGUAGAAGAAAAGAAUAGAUCUUCAGAGCUUUUAAAUCGGGUUCAAGCGAUGCAGCAGUCAUUAUUAAAGAAUCAAGAGGAUGAGGAGAGAGUUAUUUCAUUGGAACAGCAGAUCCAACGGUGUACUUCAGACUUUGAGAAUGAGAAAAUCGACCGUCAAAAAGUUCAACAUCAGUUACAUAAAGUUCUCAAAGAACUGCGGAAGGCCCGGGAGCAGAUAACUAGGCUGGAACCAACUAAACAUCUCCAUGACGUCUGCUACAUUGACUCGUCCAAGAACUUCCACACAGAGUUUGAUGAGAAGCUGUCUAUGCGAGAGCAAUACCCGUCCCCAAAACACAGAAGCCCCCUGGAUGAAAGCUUCCUGGAGUGUCCCAAGUGUAAAGCAAUUUAUCCUACAAGCGAGCACCGAGAACUUCUUGCUCACAUUGAUUACUGCACCAGCUGAAUAAAGAAAGCAAACUCCCUUCCUCAACAUACAUUGGAUAUUACUGACAAAAUCUGCUGCUUUCCUGAUGAGCAGUGGAUGUAUUUUUACACUCCUUUCUAAUGUAUUAGAACUAUGUGUCAAUAAUUCGUCUUGCUAUUCAUUGUGUAUUGUAUGUGCCAGUAUGAAUAGGAGACUUAAUAGAGCUAAUAUUCAGCCAGUAGAGCUUACAUUGUAAUCCAUGACAUUUUUACAGGUGGGUAAAAGGUUUUUAAGACACCGUGGUCUCCGGAGAUUUAAGAACAUGUAAUAUCUUAUGACUGUUAAUUGUAUCUAUUUACUGUUGGUAUAUAUAUAUGUGUGGAUUUACAAUGUGUUUUUUAAAGGAACUACUGACAACUUACGAUAAUUACUCUGCUUGAUCCAUUGAAGGGAUUCGUCAGAUGUUGCAAAAGCGUGGCAUUUGGCUUAUAUAUUGCACUGCUAUUAUAUUUUGUUACUGUAUAUUGAAUGUGACUGAUGAACAUCAUUACGUUCCAUGAAACUCUUCACUUAUUUCGAGGUCAUGUUGAUGGUUUAUUUUGGCAACACAGAAGUUUGGGAACUUUAUUACUUAUGAUGCACAGCCACCCAACUGUAAUGCCAAGAAUAGCCAUUGCUGGCAUCGCAUUCCUUAUAAAAGU
Messenger RNA from Pelobates fuscus (common spadefoot toad), 2097 nucleotides. It is a transcript of the gene CEP55, whose product is annotated as centrosomal protein 55. Gene Ontology annotation, biological process: mitotic cytokinesis; establishment of protein localization; regulation of phosphatidylinositol 3-kinase/protein kinase B signal transduction. Bases 125 to 1435 code for a protein of 436 amino acids. Gene Ontology annotation, cellular component: midbody. The record is from RefSeq and is a predicted model, not a curated record. Lineage: Eukaryota; Metazoa; Chordata; Amphibia; Anura; Pelobatidae. The transcript is spliced from 9 exons.